Messenger RNA from Vicia villosa (hairy vetch), 2156 nucleotides. RefSeq lists its product as uncharacterized. NCBI's taxonomy places the organism in Eukaryota, Viridiplantae, Streptophyta, Magnoliopsida, Fabales, Fabaceae. The transcript has 7 exons. The coding region runs from base 303 to 2000 and encodes 565 amino acids. The record is from RefSeq and is a predicted model, not a curated record.
UCUUCGUUUUCCCACUUCUUUUUUUCAUUCUCUUACUUUUUCGUAAAAACCCUAAAACCAGCCCAGAUAUCAAUAACCUGAAAUCAAACAAAAAAUCAAAAUCCUAAAAUCCUAAUUGAUUCUCCUAAUUUUCAUCUCUUCGUACGAUAGUUGAACCAACUGGAAUGGGGUGAACCAACUGGAAGAUCAUCCAUUAUAUUUGAUUAAAGUUCAUCAGCUUGGACAUCAUUCACUCAUUCAAGCAUAAGUUGACUUGUACAUUGACCUUUGGUUCUGCUUCUUAAUUCAAAAUUUGAAACCAGAUGACUAACAGAAGUGGAGGCGAGAGAGGAAAUGCAAAUCCAAAAAAAGGAAAAUCUAAGUGCUUAGCACCAGGAAAGCUUAUUGGUCAUCGGAAUAGCAUGUUUCACAAGAAAUCUGCAUUUGUUCAGUCAUCACCGACUACUACAGCACUGACUCCACCAACAGCUCAAAAUCCAUCGAUGGCUCCGACUCCAUUGUCCGCUCCGAAUCCCUCGUCCGCUCCAACUCCAUUGCUAGUGCGGGCUGCACCAGUGCCGCAGACUGUAACAAUUCCACGGGCUGCACCGGUGCCGCGGACUGCACCAAUUUCGCGGGCUGCACCGGUGCCGCGGACUGCACCAGUUUCGCGGGCUGCACCAGUGCCGCGGACUGCACCGGUGCCGCGGACUGCACCGAUUCCACAGGCUGCACCGCUGGCACAGGCUACAUCAUUAUCUGCACCUACUCAUUCCUCUAGCUCUGAGGUAUUUAGGUUUAUGCCUACUCCUGGUUUAAACAUUCAAAAUAUGGAUGGCCCUUCAACUCAUGCCUCGCGUGAGAUUCCGAUGGAGGAAAAUGAAGAGGAAAUUGAGGAGGAGGACGAGGACGAGGAUGAGGAUGAGGUGGUCAUGGGUGAAGAAAAUGUCCCCCCUCAUUUGAUAACAAGAGAUGAUAAUGGGAAGGUUAUUAUACAACUUCGUGGUACCGGGCUUGUUCCAGGCAAAGAAGUAGCUAAUGCCAUUACUUAUGCGAUACACAAACAGUUUUAUAAGGGUUUCUAUAAUUGGACUGUAGUUGACGAUGAUGUUAGAGAAAAAUGGUUUGCUCUUUUUGCGGACAAGGUUUCAUGGGAUCCUCGAUAUCAUAUGUUAGUCAAGAAAGCCUUUUAUUCAAAGGCAGCCGUUCGACUAAGUGACAUAAUGAAGAAGUUAAGGUCGAAAGGGAUCUGUCCUCCAUGGAUUGGUGGGGAUGCUUGGAAUGAGCUUCAAACUUAUUGGAAGGGUGACGUGUUCCUGAAAGUUUCCUCCCAAAACAAGGUCAAUCGAAAUUCAGCAAGAGGAGGAGCAGUCCACACCUCAGGCCGUAAGGCUCAUGUUGAUGUAGCGCUUGAGCUUACCCACAAGCUUCAAAGGGAUGUGCGCCCUGAUGAGUUGUUUUUGAAGACCCAUAAGAGGAAAAAUGGCGAAUGGGUUGAUCAUCGUGCUGAGUCUACAUACACCACAUUUAAAGAAAAGGCUGGAGAUGAUGUCGAGAGGUUAGAUGGAGGGACCGUUUUUAAGUUAUGGACAGAUUCUGCUGGGGGUCGUAGUCGUGGCCGGGUCUAUGGUACGGGAGAUUUAGCUAUCAAUCUGAAGCAUGGAUCCACAUCCUUUAUCCAACAACCUCAAAAUUCCUAUGGAUCUAUGUUUGGGACAUCCUUUGAAUUAGAGAGAGCAGCUAGAAUUAGAGCUGAACAAUUGGCCGCGGCUACAACAGCUCAACUCCAAGAGGCUACCGAAGCUAUUCGAGCGUCAAAUGAGAUUGCUCGGAAGGCAACAGAACAAUAUCAAGCGUCUAAUGAGUUUGUUAAGAAGAUGGAGUCUGAAAUGAAUGCUUUGAAGGCAUUUAUAAUGCAAAAUCUUGCUACUUCAAAUGGUCAAUCUGCCAGUGCUGUCAUUCGACCAUCAAAUCCUCACUAUGAUGAUGAUUUAGAUGACCAAUCAUUAAGUGAACAUUGAUCAUGUCGUCUUAGUAAAAGUAGUCUCGGAUGUAUAUUUUUUUGGACAUGAUCUUCAAUGUAUUCCGAGUUUUUGGGCCUGUUUUUUGUUGUAGCUAUGACUACUUUUUUGUUGUUGUUUCAACCUAUGUAAUAUUUGGAUAAUUGUUACUUCAAA